Messenger RNA from Corylus avellana, 2361 nucleotides. NCBI's taxonomy places the organism in Eukaryota, Viridiplantae, Streptophyta, Magnoliopsida, Fagales, Betulaceae. The record is from RefSeq and is a predicted model, not a curated record.
AUGGAUUUCAUCACUCUGUCUUUUCUUCUCUCUGCAUUUUUCACUGCUUCAGCUCAACAAAUUCAGUCUAAUGUUAGCCGAGGCUCUUUUCUAACACCCACUACAAACUCUACGUGGUUGUCACAAUCUGGUCUCUUUGCCUUUGGAUUUUAUAAGCAGGGCAAUGGCUACGCUUUUGGGAUUUUUAUGGCCGGAAUUCCUGAGAAUACUGUUGUCUGGACUGCAAACCGUGAUGACCCACCUGUCUCCGGCGAUGUUGCCUUGCUUUUUGCAACCGGCGGCAGGCUGGUCCUUCAAUUGGCAAAAGAGCAGGUAGCCGUCGUAGCUGCUUCGUUUGGUUCUGCUUCGGCUUCCAUGCUUAACUCAGGCAAUUUCGUGAUCUAUAAUUCGAAUCAAGAAAUAAUAUGGGAAAGUUUUGAGCACCCGACCGAUACCCUUUUACCCGGUCAACGUCUCUUAGCAGGUCAAGAGCUGAUUUCUAGUAUGUCAGAAACUCAACAUUCAUCAGGUAUCUUCCGUCUAAAGAUGCAAAAUGAUGGAAACCUUGUUCAGUACCUGGUGGGUACUCCAGACACAGCUCCAUUUUCUUUUUAUACAUCGCGGACAGGUGGAAGUGGAGAUAACGUGACGCUAAACUUUGAUGCUGAUGCCCAUCUCUAUUUGCUAGACACUACAGGUUUCAACAUUAGGAAUCUAAUGGAUGGAGGAUUUCCUACAGAAGAUACUAUUUAUCUCAUGAGACUUGAUGCUGAUGGGAUUUUCUUGAUAUACUCGCAUCAUCUGAAACAGAAGGAAGACUGGUCAAUUGAAUGGUUAUCUUCGAAUGAUGUGCCAGAUGACAAGUGUGCGCCAAAGGGUCUAUGUGGGUUUAAUGGAUAUUGUGAUUUAAAUGUUCAGGGCGUUGGUUGCAAAUGUCUUCCUGGAUUUGCAUCGGUCAACCAAGGCGAUUGGGGUUCAGGCUGUGAAAGGGAUUUCACUGCAGAAAGUUGCAAAAACAACAAAAAUACCAUGGAAGCAGUGCCUAAUACCGUAUGGGAAAAUAAUAAUUAUUCGGUUCUCAUAUCGUCAACACAAGAGAAUUGCAGAGAAGCAUGUUUGCAGGACUGCAACUGUGAAGCUGCACUGUUCAAAGACGGGGUGUGCACAAAACAAAGGUUUCCAUUGCGAUUUGGGAGAAGACUACAAAGAGAUUCAACUGUAGCCCUCAUCAAGGUGGGUACAUCUAUAGAUAGAAAUCUGCCAAAGGAGGACAUCAUAAUAGUGAGUGUUUCAUUUGUUGCUUUUGCAUUAAUUGUCUUAGCAAUUUCUGGAAUUGCAAUUUACAGAUAUCGUGUUUGGUCAUACAAAAGGAUAUCUAAUAAUGGAGACAUUGUCUUUCGUGAGGAUUUUGCUCCAAAAUCAUUCACUUACAUAGAACUUGAGAAAGUGACUGACGGUUUCAAGGAAGAGCUUGGCAGAGGAGCGUUUGGGACAGUAUAUAAAGGGGCAAUAAGGAAUGGCGACAGCGAGAAGAAUGUAGCCGUCAAGAGGCUUGACAAAUUGUUGGCCGAACGGGAAAGAGAAUUUCAUACAGAGAUGAAAGUUAUUGGGAGAACACAUCACAAAAACCUUGUGCGUCUAUUGGGUUAUUGCCAUGAUGGACCCAACAGGCUUUUGGUGUACGAGUUCAUGACAAAUGGGUCACUUGCGGAUAUACUCUUCACACCUGAAAAACAACCUUCUUGGGAUGAAAGAAUGGAAAUUGCUCUCAACAUAGGAAGAGGAAUUCUUUAUCUCCAUGAGGAGUGUGAGCCACAGAUCAUUCAUUGUGACAUAAAGCCCCAGAACAUACUCAUGGAUGAAAACAGGUGCCCAAAAAUCUCUGACUUUGGAUUGGCAAAGCUGUUAAAGGCGGAUCAAACUAGAACCUUUACAGACAUUAGAGGGACAAAAGGAUAUGUUGCCCCAGAGUGGCAUCGGAAACGACCCGUGACAGUCAAAGUAGAUGUGUAUAGUUUUGGAAUUAUGCUGUUGGAAAUUAUAUGUUGUCGAAAGAGUGUGGACCAAAAUCUUCCCGAGGAAGAAGCAAUUCUUGAAGAAUGGGCAUACCAAUGCUUUGAGAGUGGUGAGCUAGGUAGACUAGUGAAUAAUGAAAAGGUUGACAAGAGACAAUUAGAGAGAAUGGUUAAAGUAGGAUUUUGGUGCAUUCUGGAUGAGCCCUCACUCCGCCCUUCAAUAAAGAAGGUUCUACUCAUGUUAGAAGGGACCAUUGAUAUCCCAGCCCCUCCUUGUCCAACAUCAUUUCUAAAGUCAUGCGUAAUGGAUAUGCUUGCAAAAUUUCAGCUCAAUCGGACCACAAACGCUUGUCAAUCGGAGCUAUAG